Messenger RNA from Tigriopus californicus, 885 nucleotides. It is a transcript of the gene Ho, whose product is annotated as heme oxygenase 2-like. The record is from RefSeq and is a predicted model, not a curated record. Gene Ontology annotation, molecular function: heme oxygenase (decyclizing) activity. The transcript has a single exon. Gene Ontology annotation, biological process: heme oxidation. NCBI's taxonomy places the organism in Eukaryota, Metazoa, Arthropoda, Copepoda, Harpacticoida, Harpacticidae. Bases 132 to 854 code for a protein of 240 amino acids.
AGCUAUUUAUGUAUGUUUACAUAUUGUACUGGAAGAAGGUUUUUGGCAAGAGGAGUAUUUGUGACAUAACCUUGUUCAAAGGUGAUCUCCCCCUCAAUCUCGUCUAAUAAGUAGUAAAGUAGUGCUUAAAGAUGGCGACCAAGCUAUUCACCCAAGAAAUGCGAGAGGCCACCAAGACUAUCCAUAACAUGAGUGAUGCCUUGGUCAACAUCAAAUUAGGGGUGUCCAUUUCCAAUCCCGAGGUUUGGGCUGAAGGACUCAUGGUCUUCUACGAGAUUUUUAGAGCUUUGGAACAAGCCAUGGAGGACCAUAAAGAUUCACUCAUUGGCGAAUUCGACUUGCCCGGACUCAGGCGGGCUGAGGCGUUUGAAGCCGAUUUAGCCUUCUACUUUGGGGACCAUUGGCGUCAAACUUACGAGAUCCGACCGGAAGUGGCCCAAUAUCUGGCUCAUCUAAAGAGGCUGGAGGAUGAGAAUCCCUACCUGCUUAUUGCGUACAUUUACCAUCUGUACAUGGGGCUGCUCUCAGGAGGUCAAUUGUUGAAGAGCAAGAAGGACUUUUUCAAGUCUGGAAAGACGGCAACCCAAGAUGCGGGCGACGCCGUGACUUACUUUAAGGAUGUUUCUAUUGCUAGUUUGAAGAAGCGAAUGAAAGAGAUUGCCAAUACGGUGGCCAAGGACCUGGAUGAUGAAACCCGUAAACAGAUCUUGCAGGAGGGUGUUCAAGUGUUCAAGUUGAAUAACACAAUCAUCAAAAGCGUCAGAGGGGUUAAUGACAUUUUCUAUAAGCGUGUGGGGAUAUGUCUUGCGAUUCUGUGCAUUAUCUUACUUUUAAUCAGAUUCAUAUUCUUUUAGGGUUGAAAAAUAAAGAUAGCUUUAGUUUGAA